CGGACGUGAUAAGAUGGCGGUAGUGGAAGUUUGACCACCGCAAUAUCUUGCUACUGUUAUUAUAAAUACCUACCUCGUUAGUUAAUCCGAAGCACCAUCACCAGCAGCUCGCAUCGCGUGCCAUAAUAAAUCAUCAUGUCUUCCACCACCACCACCACCACCAACUCCUUCCUCCUCCUCUUCUUCUCGUCGAUUCUAUGCUUCCAGUUAUUUAUAACUGUCUCGAAUUCCAGCCCCUCCGACCAGACUGGGGGCGGCGCAACCAGCCCGGAGCAGCCAGCCGGAGGAUCCGGCGGCGGUUCCGGCCCCGGGUGGGAUUACAGGUGGGGGUGGGGGGCGAGCCCGGGGGCAGGCUGGGGUUAUGGCUCCGGCUCCGGCCAAAGUCCUAGUGGAAGUGGGAAGGGGUUCGGGUACGGUUCCGGGUCUGGAUACGGGUCUGGCUCCGGAUUCGGUUACGGGUUCGGUGGAGCGGGCGGAGGCAGUGAGGCCGGGCGAGGAGGAGCUUAUGGUUACGGAGGUGGAUACGGCGGCGGCGGUGGUGGUGGAGGCGGCGGCGGCGGCGGAUCGAGCUUCGGUGGAGGACGGCCGCCGCAGUUCUCGAAUCGUAAAUGUUGUUGAUGUAAAAUGAAGCCUAAAGAUCAUGACAUUAUGUCAAAUAGCAGUACAUGUGUUUUAUAGCAACUAUGUUCGAUCAUUCUGCCAACCUUGGCAAAGAUAUCAAUACAUAGAUGGAAAAUAUUAAUCUGCUUAGAUUUCAAAUAAA
Molecule: messenger RNA, 763 nt
Organism: Zingiber officinale
Lineage: Eukaryota; Viridiplantae; Streptophyta; Magnoliopsida; Zingiberales; Zingiberaceae
Product: glycine-rich cell wall structural protein 2-like
Exons: 1
Coding region: 136-618 (160 amino acids)
Source: RefSeq, a predicted model, not a curated record